Molecule: messenger RNA, 775 nt
Organism: Caenorhabditis auriculariae
Lineage: Eukaryota; Metazoa; Nematoda; Chromadorea; Rhabditida; Rhabditidae
Source: the annotation of a GenBank genome assembly
AUGGUCCGACAAUGGCGUUGGAGGGGUACAUUAAUGCAGCCGUUUGCCGUCAAACUUUUCAAAGGUAUAAAAAUAAUAAUCAGGUAAGUUUUGGAGUAAUAUACUCAGGUAUUUGGAAUGCCCAUCCUCGUUUUGCCACACGGACAGUUUUGGUCAAAAACAAUGAUGUCGACUCGGCUUUCGGUCUUUUGAACAGGUUUGUUUUUUUUCGUACGAAAUUCAGAAAUAAAUGGUUGAAACGUUUGGAUUAAACUUUAGGUUUACAAAAAUUUUUGUUUCUUCAUUUCAAAUCUUAUUUACUCUAAAUAAAAAGCUUCUUAUAAGGGACAAGAGUGAAUAUUAGAAAUUUCCUCUUUUUUUUUGGAAGUUUUCCCGGUUAAUCGUGCCUGUCGUCCAUACAUUUUUGAAAGAAUCUUUUCUGAAUUUCUUUUUCUGGUAACUUGUAGAUUCUCUUUUUCCGAAGUUUAGAAAGGAAAAAUCUGAUCUGAUACGAAUUUUAAGUCUUCAAGGUCGAAUAGUCCUUCAAUAUGGCAGGACUGAAUGUACCUUCCGUAUCGGAAAAUUAUUUCAUUCCCUUGUUUCCAGAUUGAUGGACUCGGAAGGAUUGCUGAAGAUCAUCCGACGGACGCAGUUCUACCAGAAGCCGUACAUGCAACGGAAAACCCUCUCGAUGGAGGCUUCGACGGCGAUUUUCAACGAGGAUAUGAACCGCAAAAUGAAGUUUCUGGUGAGAAAAAAUAGGCCCGACAAACAUCCCGGACAAGUUACUUCCUAG